Volvox carteri f. nagariensis is the source of this 699-nucleotide messenger RNA. RefSeq lists its product as uncharacterized. NCBI's taxonomy places the organism in Eukaryota, Viridiplantae, Chlorophyta, Chlorophyceae, Chlamydomonadales, Volvocaceae. The record is from RefSeq and is a predicted model, not a curated record. The transcript has 4 exons. The coding region runs from base 223 to 699 and encodes 158 amino acids.
GAACAUGACGGACGGCCGACCACGUCGGUUAUAACCUAGGCGAACUGCAGUAACGAUAGUGUCGGCGUGGUCGUACGGUGACUCCAGUGUGAUGGGCACGGCGGGUGGAGCUGGAGGACGACGGUGAGAAGGCUGGUGAUAAGAUUAGCAACAGUAGGUUGAGGUGAAGGGCAGUCCGAUGGUUGGGGCAAAGGUGCUGGAUGGGGACUGGAGAAAUGAACGAUGAGAGUUCUGACAGACUUGAAGGCGAUGACGGAUGGUUGGCAGAAGAUGGUGAAGGAUGGGACGAGGUGGAAACGGGGUGAAGGGUGGUAUCAGGGAACAGGCUGCACGAGCACACUUGCAGCCGGCAAGACGGGCAGGCUUACGGACGAUUUUCGCGAGACGAAGAACGUUGGUGAUGACGACGAAGUAGGUGACGACGGAGACGACGAGAUAAGAGGAGACGAAGACGACGAAGUAGGUGACGAUGGAGACGACGAGAUAAGAGAGGACGAAGACGGCCACGUUGACGGGAUCGAGGCGAACGGCGGCGGCGGCGGGGUGGGUCGGCGCGGCGGUGCUGGUCAUCGCGGCAAGGCUGGGGGCUGUCUGAACUGGAGAGAAAGCUUCGGGAUCAACUCGCUCACGCCGCUGGGCUACAAGAAGACCUCGGCGCAGCAUCGGCAGCCCAACAAGUCCUCUAGCGGUCCCCAGUAA